AUGGAUCUCCUCUUCCAGAAAUCCCUCACCGACGUCAUCAAAUCCCUCCGCUCUGCCCCCUCCCCCGCCGAAGAGGCCAAGAUCCUCGCGAAAGCCCUCCGCGAUGUGCGGCGCGAAGUUAAGUCCUCGGAUCCGCGCAGCAAGGCGGCAGCACUAGAGAAGCUCCUAUACCUGCACAUGCUGGGGCAGGCGGGCGGCUCGGACAUCGCGUGGGCGGCGUUCCCGUCCGUCGAGGCCAUGGGGUGCCACCGCAGCUUCGCCGUUAAGUACGUCGGUUACCUCGCCGCCGCACAUAGUCUCUCCGCGGCGCCUGACGUGGCGGUUCUCGCGACGCACCAGCUGCGGAAGGACCUGACCGGGCAGCACCCGCACGACGCGUCGCUCGCGCUCUCGUGCAUCGCUUCGGCGGCGCCGCCGGGGCUGGCGGCGGAGCUGACGACAGAAGUGGUGGCGCUGCUGAACGGCACGCGCGUCGCGGGGCGGCGCAAGGCCACGCUGGCGAUGCUCAGAAUCGUGCACCAGCAGCAACAACAUCAGAUGCAGAUGCAGCAUCAAAGUAGAGCGAGCGGGGGGGUAGGGGGAUUAGGAGAAGCGGGUGAUGACGACGAGCUGCCUGCGCUGCUCGCGAGGCUCGCGGAGCGCCUUCACGACAGCGACAGGGCAGUGGUAACCGCCGUGGUGUCGCUGGUGUGCGAAUUAGUCCUGCACGAACAACACCAACGAAGCACCAGCAGCAGCACCCCUGUAGACCCAACCCUCCAAUCCGGCCCUUCACAAGCACAGCAAACCCAGCAGCAGCAGCGCGCGGCCUCGGGCAAGCCACUACCGUCCAAGUACCUGCCUCUGGCGCCCGAUCUCUUCCCGCUACUGCACCCGUCGUCGUCCCCCUGGCUGCUGAUCAAGCUCGUGAAGACGUUCGCCGCGCUCGCCGCCGCAGAGCCCCGCGUGGCGCGCAAGGUGGCGGAGCCCCUGGCCGCGCUGCUGCGCGCCACGCCCUCCAAGUCGCUGCUGCUCGAGUGCGUGCGCGCCGUCGCGCUCAGCAUGCGCCACGUGGACUCCCUGCGCCAGCUCGCCAUCCGCGUGGCCGCCACGAGGCUAGUGGCGAACGAGCCACUGGCCUUGGAUCCUGGCGCGGGCGGCGCGGGAGGCAGUGCAGGCGGCAGUGCUGGUGGUGCAGCGGGCAGCAGCAGUGGCAGCAGUGCGGGUGCUACAAGCUCAGCGGCGCCUGCAGCAGCAGUGGUGGGAGCGCACGACGCGAACGUGCGGCUGCUGGGACUGAGAGCACUGGAGAUGUUCCUCCCACACCACGCGCUUGACGUGCUGCGCUUCAAAUCCGCCAUCAUCGCAUCAUUAGACGACGCAGAUCCGGCCGUUCAAUCCGCAGCGCUGCGCCUGAUCACAGCGCUCGUCACGCGCCCGUCGCUCGUGCCGUCGGUGGCGGCGCUGCGGCAGCGCAUGGCGGGGGCGGCGGCGGCGCGCAGCCCGCUGUGUGGCGAGCUGGUGACGGCCGUGCUGCAGAUGUGCGGCGCGGGGGGGUUUGAGCGCGUGGCGGAUUUUGUGUGGUAUGUAGACGUGCUCCAGGAUAUUUGCUACGUGGCUGUUGUGGGUGGGGGUACUUCCACUGCCAGCCUCGCCCUGCCCUCACACGCAAGUGCAGGUGCAGCAGCAGCAGCAGCGGACGAGAGCGUGUGGUCACUGGCACCCCCGGGAGGCACAUCAGACAGUUCUAGUGGGUACGGUCGCAGAAUGAGUGGUGGCCCCGGUCUCUCUCACGCCUUCUCAGCCGGAGCAGCAGUGGCAGAAGCAUGGGCGGGCAGUGAGAGGGGCAGGGAGGUGGGGCGGCACCUGGUGGCGGUAGCUCUAGGGUCACCCGUGCCGGUGGCAGAUAGACCGCGAGUGAGGGCAGCAGCGCUGCACCUGGCGUUGCGUCUGGUGGGGGACACAGCGCUGCUGAGGAGCAGGGCGGGCGGCGACCACGUGCUGGCUGCUGCAGCGUUCCUCCUGGGCGAGUGUGCACACGAGCUGCUGCCCAGGACUGGGGAUGCUGCGGCUGCAGGGGCGCGUGAGGGCAGCAGCAGCACUGGCACUGGCACAGCCACACUCUCCGAACUAUCUCAAUCUCCACCAGAAGGCCCACCAGCAUCAAGAUCAGAAUCAGGAGGUGCCUCGGAGUCGUCUCUGUCGUCUCUGCUCGCGUCCCUGCUGCAGCCCAGCGUGCUGCUUCUACCCCCGGCAACCCAGGCUGUGUUCCUACAGGCCGCCCUCAAGGUGCUCCUCUCCCUCACCGCCCAAGCCACAGCCACACGCCUGCUGCCAGGGGCAGCACCAGCAACUGGGAGCAGCCUGGGAGAACGUGGAGAAUCGCCAGGCGCAGUGUCUAGUGGCGGAUGUGCGGUGGAAGAGAGAGAGGCGCGGUGGGCAGUGGCAGCAGCGGCAGUGGCGGAGGCAGCAGGAGCGAGGGGGAGCGGAGUGCAGUGGGUGGUGGGUGUGCUGGAGGAGGGUCGUGAGCGGCUGCUGCCGUUCCUGCAGUCCCCUGAUGCAGAUGUGGCUGACAGGGCCUGCAAUGUGGCUGCUCUGCUGGACCUGCUGCUGCCACUGCUGCUGCAAUCUGCACGCGCUGAAAGGCAGGUUAGGCCGGAGGGGGAGGGAAGAGGAGGGGCAGCAGGAGAAAGUGAAGUUCUUGGGAACACUGGUGAGGCAAAGGCGAUGGAUGGGGGAUAUGCAGGCUCGGAUGGGAAUGAACGGCAGAGGCAGCAGCAGUUGGAGCAGCAGUUGCUGAUGCUCCACACCUUGGCCUCGCUCUUCCCCGCCGCCCAGCCUGAUCAAUUCGACGCGCCCGCACCCCACCCUCCUCGUGCCCUCAUGCCUCUCACAGCUAAAGUCGCAGCAGUGGGAGCAGCAGGCAAGCAGCAGCUGCUGCGAGCUGUGGAGAAAGCAGCAGCGGCGAUGGGAGUAGGGCCUCCUGGUGCCAUGCCUCGUGGCAGCACCAGUGGCGAUGCUUCUGGUGCUGCUGCUGCUGCUGCUGCUGGUGCUCUGGCAUGGCUAGACGCUUUUGGGCAAUCAUCACACGAUGAGUCGUGGGAUUCCGGCAUUCUCUUCGUGCGCUCGCUGCCACCCCGCUUCCUGCCCACCCCCUCCAUCCCCUCUUCCUCGUCUGCCAUUCCUGGCAGCAGGGCUGCAGCAGCAGCAGCAGGAGGGGCAGGAGCGGCGCUGCAUGGUGCUCUGGGCUACUCUGUGCCUGGACAAUCGAUGGGUGGAGGGGGAGGAGGGGGAGCAGGCGGUGCGAGUACGGCCCAUCAGGUGGGUGGUAGCACGGAAGGCAGCACAGAGGAGUGGCGCAAGCGCAACAGCCUCUUCUACCUGCCGUCAGGGGGCUCCCCCAAGGCAGAGGGCAGAGGCAAGGAGGUGCAGAGCAGGGAAGGGGAGGGCAGGGGCAGUGCAGGGGGUGCGGAGUUUCCUGCUGCUGCUGCUGCUGCUGCUGUGUCGAGUGUUUCAGGGAGAGGAGAUUUCCCGUCGGCCGUGGGUGACUAUGACUACCCGCCUGCAGUGGGUGACGAGGUUGUUGCGGAGUUCCUUCCGUCGAGGGGGUCUGGAGGAGGAAGCAAGCGAGCGUCACAGUUCGCCGCCGCGGAGCCCUCUCCUCGCGAGUCUGCCUCCGGAACUGCCUCCGCCCGACGGCAGGCAGUCCGUGUCGCCUCCGCCGCUGCCGCUGCCGCUGCCGCUGCCGCUGCCGCUGCUGGUGUUGCCCCCGCAGGUGCAGCAUUUACCGCCGCUGCUGCCGCAGGCGAUGCCGUGGGUGGGCGCAGAGGGCAGGCGCUCACAGGCGCAACGAGCAAAGCGCAGCUGCUGCUGCGGGGAGGCUGGCGCGGCGCACAGCGGAAGGCGGGGAGCGGUGGGCUCUGGGACGGCGGUGAGAGCGCGCGUGAGUGGGGCGCGAGGGAGCGUGCAGCGGAACAGCAGAUGCUGAGACUCGCGGACAAGACUUUUGAGCGCAACGAGCAGCGGCGGCAGGCGUGGGCGUGGGAGCGCAAGCAGGCGAUCUCAGCAGGGCGAGAGGAUGAGGCGCAGGGGGGCACAGAGGCCACGCUGUCACAGCUCAUCCCCACAUACCCCUGCCCCAGGGAGCAGCGCCUGGGGGUGUGGGCCAAUGGGGGCAAGUGGCUAUGUGCAGUGCGGUCAGCCUUCCAGCGCCAUCCAGUGGUCUACAGCAGCAUGGGCAGCAACGAGGAGUUCUCCUUCGAGCAGGACAUCGGUGCCCUCCUGCACACCACGCCUCUCACCUUCGACCCCUUCGUGCCGCCCUCCUUUGCUGACUUCAUGAACCAAACCCUCCACUGCCUCUCCUUCUUCUCCACCGGCCUCUCCUCCCAAGCAAGCCUCGAGAAAACCCGCGCAGCGAACCCCGAGCAGGAGUUUUUGACGCUGCCCGAGAUGAUGGCGCAGCACGGGCAUGCGUAUGUGGACGUGUUGAAGCUGGACUGCGAGGGGUGCGAGGAGGAGGUGCUACUGGAACUGGGCUCUACUGUAUACCCCUCCCAGCUACCCCGCGUGGUGAGGGGGAGAGGGUUCCACCGGGUGAACGACUCAUCAGCGACGCUGGCAGUGGUGCGGCAUGUGGAGCAGCUGGGGUACCGCCUCUUCCACGUGGAGCCCAACCCCACCGCGCCUGCGCACUGCGUGGAGUUAGCAUUCAUCCACAAGCGCCUCGUUGCCAUUUGA
Messenger RNA from Closterium sp. Naga37s-1, 4719 nucleotides. NCBI's taxonomy places the organism in Eukaryota, Viridiplantae, Streptophyta, Zygnematophyceae, Desmidiales, Closteriaceae. The record is from the annotation of a GenBank genome assembly.